Aethalodelphis obliquidens (Pacific white-sided dolphin) is the source of this 1401-nucleotide messenger RNA. RefSeq names its product leucine carboxyl methyltransferase 1 (gene LCMT1). The record is from RefSeq and is a predicted model, not a curated record. The transcript has 11 exons. NCBI's taxonomy places the organism in Eukaryota, Metazoa, Chordata, Mammalia, Artiodactyla, Delphinidae. Gene Ontology annotation, molecular function: protein C-terminal leucine carboxyl O-methyltransferase activity. Gene Ontology annotation, biological process: C-terminal protein methylation. Bases 211 to 1209 code for a protein of 332 amino acids. Gene Ontology annotation, cellular component: cytosol.
UUGUCCAAUGAGCGUCUUCGCAAAGGAUCUAAUCAGCGGGCAGGUUGCUGGGGCAGCCGCCGUGGGCGGUGUCACUGAGCCGCGCCAGGUGAGCCUUGUAGAACCCAGUCCGUCUCUACUACCUUGUCCGGGGCUCGCUCAUUUUCCCGGCGUCCGUCGACCCCGCUUCCAUGUCACCGGUGGACGCAGCACCCCGACACCUUCACGCCCAUGGCCACUAGCCUGAGGAGGCCCUCUUUCACCACCUGUUCUUCCCCUACCGACACGGACGACGAGGGCGUGCGCGGCACUUGCGAAGAUGCUUCUAUAUGCAAGAGGUUUGCAGUGAGCGUUGGCUACUGGCAGGACCCUUACAUCCAGCAUUUGGUGAGACUGUCUAAAGAGAGGAAGGCCCCGGAAAUUAACAGAGGAUAUUUUGCUCGAGUCCAUGGCGUCAGCCAGCUUAUAAAGGCAUUUCUACGGAAGACAGAAUGUAAUUGUCAAAUUCUAAACCUUGGGGCUGGGAUGGAUACCACCUUCUGGAGGUUAAAGGAUGAAGAUCUUCUACCAAGUAAAUAUUUUGAAAUCGACUUUCCAAUGAUAGUCACGAGAAAGCUGCACAGCAUCAAAUUGAAACCUCUCCUAUCAAAACCCAUUUUAGACUUACAUUCAGAGGACACACUUCAAAUGGAUGGGCACAUAUUGGAUUCAACAAGAUACGCCAUCAUUGGAGCAGAUCUCCGAGAUAUACAUGAACUGGAAGAGAAACUAAAGAAAUGUAACAUGAAUACACAAUUGCCAACCCUCCUGAUAGCUGAGUGUGUGCUGGUUUACAUGACUCCGGAGCAGUCUACAAACCUUCUCAAGUGGGCAGCCAAGAGUUUUGAGACUGCCAUGUUCAUAAACUACGAACAGGUGAACAUGGAUGACCGGUUUGGGCAGAUCAUGAUUGAGAACCUGCGGAGACGACAGUGUGACCUGGCGGGAGUGGAGACCUGCAAGUCGUUAGAGUCUCAGAAAGAACGGCUCCUGUCGAGUGGGUGGGAAUCGGCAUCAGCCAUUGACAUGAUGGAAUUGUACAGCAAAUUACCUCGUGCCGAAGUGAGCAGAAUAGAGUCUCUUGAAUUCCUGGAUGAAAUGGAGCUUCUUGAACAACUGAUGCAGCAUUACUGCCUUUGCUGGGCCACCAAAGGAGGAAGUGAACUGGGCUUGAAGGAAAUAACUUACUGAUCUGUUCAAGACUCGUGCUGAGCCGGAGCUGAAGCCACUGACCUUUCCGGAGUUGAGUCUCCGAGUUUCCUGAGUGGUGGUUAGGCCUCGGCUACCAGUCUCCCCGCUCGCCGAGAGACCUCACUGACCGAGGUGCUUGUACCAGUUCCUGUUCCUGUCGGCUUUUACCGUUUAAAUAAAUCUCAGUUGCCA